Peromyscus maniculatus bairdii (prairie deer mouse) is the source of this 2475-nucleotide messenger RNA. NCBI's taxonomy places the organism in Eukaryota, Metazoa, Chordata, Mammalia, Rodentia, Cricetidae. The record is from RefSeq and is a predicted model, not a curated record.
GGAAGGUUUGAAUGGUCAGGCCUAUGGCUGUUGGUCUUGCCCUCCUGCCAGUUCCGGAGAGGAGCAGCAAAGCUGCAUCUCGAGCUACCAAGAUAACAAUUUUAACUCGAAGAACUCCUUCUGUUCCUCAGAUUCCUUGUCAUUCGGCGGAGUCUUCGCUUCCGUCCAGUCCUGCAGGAGUUUCUUUCUCCAAAUUCAAAUCUGCCUCUAAACUUAAGGUCGAGAGCGUGAAACUGGAUGAUCCGGACCAAGCCAAUCUUCUCUUCGUCCCACCUUUGAAGGUCUGAGCUUGCCAGACGCCUAUAGCCCUCCCUCCCUUGGUGAAGACUCCGACGUCAUGUCUACAGGAUUCUUUCCGUGUGCAAGAGGAGAGGGUGCUUCUGUUUCAGCACCCAGUUUUAGGUCCAAUCCAAGGAAGAUGUUACACCUACUUUUGGAGAGAAACUCUUCUUUUACCACCCGUUCAGAUUUCCCCAAAUCUCCGGGAGACAAACUCCUUGACUCGACAAACCUAAGCAUUUUGUCUGGAGGAACCCCAAAACGUUGCCUUGAUCUUUCAAAUCUUAGCAAUGGAGAGAUGUCUGCUUCUCAGCUUACCACUUCUGCUGACUUUGAAACUGGUUCCUUGGAUUCCUCAGGACCUCAGGAUGUACAGUUAAUUGGGAAAAAUGAUCACCAGGACCUUAUGAAAGGCAUCCCAGUACAACAUCUUUGCAGUACUCCAAAUGCUUUGGACCAUGGCCACAGAAAGGAAGAUGCCAAUAAAGAAAAUAUAAACACCGAUCUAAAGACAAUGGAGUGGGAGCCACCUAGGACCCCAAGGUUCCAAAACAUGCCUGGAGAUCCUCUGGCUUCUCCUCUCUCUGUGCUGGAAGAUGGAAUCCUGGUGGACAAUGAAAUGCGGUAUCUGGACAGUCCCAUCACUGCAGUUCCUAAACUGAGUAAAAAGCUGAAGCUGGAAGACCAAGAAGGGGUUUCAGGGGACCCAAUGGAGUUUUCCCUGGAAGACCAAGAGGCCAAGGGCUUAAGACUAAAGAAGAUGGCCUCUCUCUGUGACAUUGAUGCCAUUCAGAUGGAGGAGGAAGAUUCUGAUGAACGGCAUCUGAUUGGUGAUUUCUCCAAGAUGUGUGUGCUGCCAACGGUGUCAGGGAGACACCAAGAUCUGAAGUACAUCACCCCAGACACAGUGGCUGCUUUACUGGCUGGACACUUCCAGAGUCUGAUUGAGAAGUUUUAUAUCAUCGAUUGCCGCUAUCCAUAUGAGUACCUGGGAGGACACAUCCUGGGAGCCUUAAACCUGCACAGCCAGAAGGAACUGCAUGAGUUCUUUCUGAAGAAGCCUAUCGUUCCUCUGGACAUCCAGAAAAGAAUCAUCAUUGUGUUCCUCUGUGAAUUCUCCUCGGAGAGAGGCCCCCGAAUGUGCCGUUCUCUGAGAGAAAAAGACAGAGCUCUGAACCAGUAUCCAGCAUUGUACUACCCAGAGCUGUAUGUCCUCAAAGGGGGCUACAGAGACUUCUUUCCAGAAUAUAUGGAGCUGUGUGAACCACAGAGCUACUGUCCCAUGCAUCAUCAGGACCACCAGGCUGAGCUGCUGAGAUGGCGAAGCCAGAGCAAGGCCCAGGAAGAGGAUCGGCAGCUUUGGGAGCAGAUUGCCCUCCUGGUGAAGGAUGUGAGCCCACCAUAGUGGGUGUGACUGUGGCAGUGAAGUCACUGGAGACACUGGAGACCCUGAACAGAAAGAGUCAUCUCUGUCGCUAACCCCACGACUGUUAAAAAGUGUCUGCGAACACUGGGCAGAGCCCAGGCCUGGUGCUAGUGCCUUUAGUCCAGGACUCAGGAGGUAGAGGCAGGAGGAUCUCUGUGAGUUUGAGGCAAUCCUGGGCUACAUGUGACCCUGUCUCAAAAACAGACAAACAAAUAAAAAGAAAACCUAUCCAAUAAAAGCUUCCAGAUGACUACAAGCUGAUAGGCUGUAUACUGAUGAAAUGCUAGGCCCCAGGACCUGCUCGGUGUCAGUGAGCUGCUGGCUGGGUUCUGGAUGAUGAGCAGAGGUGUUUGCACUGCUUCAGAGAGUUCAUAGAGUUCUCUUCUCCGUCUUCACAUCUUGCCAUAAGCCACACAGCUCCUUCUCCCACCCGGCCAGGCUUUUCGAGGUUGCUGCCUACCCUCUCUCUGUCUUUCCUUCCGCUGCUCCCCAUCGUCCACUCCAGUGGGCAGGUAAACAGGAGGAGUGUGACUGUGAGCCCAGUCUCUUCCUGGAAGCUCUACAUAAGGAGAAGAGUCCUGAAUGAAGGGCGAGGACGGUUUGUGUGGUGAGGACUUGCCUAGAGGUCAUGAGAACACUGCGUGUGAACUCUAGCACUAUAAACAACUUCAGAAUAAAGUUGGAGCCGGGCGGUGGUGGCCCACACCUUUGAUCCCAGCACUCGGGAGGCAGAGCCAGGCGGAUCUCUGUGAGUUCGAGGCCAGCCUGGU